Messenger RNA from Mustela erminea (ermine), 3437 nucleotides. RefSeq lists its product as uncharacterized. The record is from RefSeq and is a predicted model, not a curated record. Bases 1391 to 2116 code for a protein of 241 amino acids. The transcript is spliced from 4 exons. NCBI's taxonomy places the organism in Eukaryota, Metazoa, Chordata, Mammalia, Carnivora, Mustelidae.
UGGAAGAAUUCUUAAUGUGUAUUAUUGUAUAUGAAUUUGGUAUCUGAAUACACGAAUGUAUUAUCUACUCAAAAUAAUAAUAACUGCUUAAAAAGUAGGGCUUGCUGAUUUUCAGGUAUCCCCUGUGAGGUACCUAGACAUUUGCAAAUUCUGGACUUAUGGAGAUAACAGCAUAAUCCUUCUAAAGUGGAUGAACUGACUCGAUAAAGUCAGAAUAGGAUGAGUUCACUUACACUGCUUACGCAGCACGCUGUGAAAUCCGUCUCUGGCUAAUUCUUUCUAGUGAAAUGUCAAGAAGCACCGUGGUGCAAGGACUAGCUCUGGUCCAGCCUGGGGCCUCAUUCUCCGUGGGCACCGUGGUUUCUAGUCUCACGGAUUUUAUGACAAGUGUCAGCCAGUUCUCGGUGUUUGCUUGCGCGCUCACCUGCGGUAGACAGUUUGCCUUUAAAGCCUCCUGUCUCACCCUGAAACCAAAUGCACUGACGCAGGCUGCAGGGACUGUGGGCCCCACGUAGGCGGGAAAAAGCGGGGCCGGAUGGCUCGUCCUGUCCCUGGGGCUGCUGCUUGGUGUUUAUGCAUGAGCCAGCCCUGACUCACCAAACCAAGAAGAGAAAACUUCCGUCUGGGACCACCCGCCAAGGCAAUGUGCCCCAGACUCCAGACGAUGCUGGAGCGUGUCCCACUCGGGGGCUCACAUUUCAGUUCCACCCGCGAGAGAAGGCAGGUGGUGGUGGGGAGAAAUCCGGAGUGCCAGAAUCAUUGUGCUGUGCUGGGUUGAUCUGGAAGGUUUUUCUACCUUCCUGGCUGGUUCAUCCCCAGAGACAGAGAGGAGAAGCAGACAUGCUGGGCGCCCCAGAGCCUCUGAACCGCCCCCCCCCCCACCCCCACGCCUGGGGGCAGAAGCGCCUCUUUGCUUUUAUCUUUGGUUGCAUCAGAAGGAAACUGCACUUUGAGGGGGAAGAUUGCUUAUUGUUCAAAAGGGGCAGUCUAACAGGAGACGGCCCUGUUAGACUGAUAACAAGCUGGGCAAUCCUCUGCUGAGUAACAAAUCAGCCCAGGGAGAGACUUAAAGGGUUUCAGCAAGGGACCUGCUUCCUCUGGCUGAGUCACGGCCAGCUCAGUGUGACGGGGGCUGGCUGCUUCCUGGCUGUGUCCGUCAUCUGGGUGGGGACACUGCCUCCUGUCCACGGGUUCCUCCUGUCACUUCCUUCCUUUCUGGGCUGAAGGUGACCCAGAGGGUGGUGGAGGGGACCAGACAUCCUUGCGUGCAGAAAUAGACACCAAGAUGGAGUUUGAUGUGUAUGGUAUUUAUUAGAGAUCAUCUGUGGAAAGAAGGUGAAGGAAGUGGGAUUUCUUCGUGGGAAAGGUCCUAGUACAAAACGGGCCAACAAUGGGAACACUUUGGACAGCUCUGGAGCAGAAGCAGCCUGUCAGAGUGAUCCCAUGUUGGGCUGAAAUGGCUGGGUCUUUGUCUCCUACAACAACCAGUCAAUGGAUAUGGGUCCCCCAGGAAGACCCAAGUUCUUGGGUUCUAGACUCCUGGAAUUUCCUGAGCGCUAGGAGCCCAUGGACCACACCUGAGUUAAAGCUAACGAGAUUUGAUCAUCAUUGUGUGGCCUACCAAAGCAUCCUUUUGAGGUUAAAGGAGUCACAAGAAGGUGACCUGCUAGCAACUUCCUUGGAAGAGAAGCAGCUCAACAAAGAACUUUCACGAAGGUCUAAGAACUUCAGGAUUAAAAUAAAGAUAAGGGUUUUUCUAUACCUACAAAUUAGUGUUUUUCCCUUGAAACCUUGGACACCUUCCCGUACAAAGAGAAAACCCCACAUGUUACGUGACAUUUCCUUGCUUUUCUAUGACACUUUCUCUUUGGUCAUUUCAGGCUGUUUUGAGAAACCCAGACUGACUGAAAAACCAAGUCCAAGCAAUUGUUUGGCACCACGAAGACAAAACAACCUGUCUCGUGAACUACAGACCACUUCUACCUCUCCCUCGAUGAGAUGGGCCCAAAGGGGACGCUUGCCUUCUUCCAACUGUAGGCAAGAAUUAGGAGGGUGUGAGCAGACAGGAACGCAGGCUGGUGGUGCACACAUGGAGCUCUGCUUCAGCAGACUCUGACACCCACUGCAGACAACUGUGGUUGAGGGUUCUCAUUACAAAUGUAUUCUUUGGAUUGCAAAAGUAUUUUGCUCUUUUGUCACUUUUCUGCGAUCAAGUCAAUGCAAUGUGCUAUACGCAAAGUCCCCUAUUAGGAGGUGUGGGCACAAAGAUGUCUAGGAGGCAGAAUUCCAGCUCUCAAAGAAAGAAAGCCCAGGGGAAUCCAGUUGUGUGGGGGGGGGGGGGGGUUGGUAGCGGGGAGGGAAGGCGCUGGGGCUGGAUGAAGGGAGUUAUCAAUGGGCAAAUAUAGAGCAGACUGAACACAACUAUAUGGUGUUCAGGAUUGGGAAACAAGAGGGACAAUCAACUCUCCAAGAACAUGUUUAAACAGUUUGUAAGGCAUGUUUAAAUGACCUCUAUUAAAAUCACGAUACACAGAUGUUAAAGGAAAGGGGUAAGAAGGCAGAAGGAUGAGACAAGCAGACAAGGAGGUCUCAAGGGUGAUGCAUGUUUAUGUUAACUAUUCCACACCCCAGUGAAGUGCAGGGUCCACCCCUCUCUCUAUGGUUGCCUUACUUCUGGUGGGUUCCUCCCUUACGGUACACCUGGACGAACCUCUGCGGUCCUGAAAUGAUGAAAGAGAUAAGCAGAGUCCUGAGAGGGGAGGGCAGGGCCAAAAAAUGCCAGUGCUGUGCUGGGAAUGUUGACUAAGUCGGCUGGGUGGAGGACUCUGGGUUGUGGAAGCGAAUAGUAGAAAAUAAACCAAGAAGAAUAGGAAGGGAUCUGAUUUUAGAAAACCUGAAAUUUCAGCCUGAGGACUUUGGACUUUUAUCAGUAGUCAGUGGAAUGUUUUGAUCAGGGGAGUAAUAUGAUCAAAAUAAUGCUUUAAUAAUAGGAACACCCUGCUUGUAUUUGAGAAUUUAUUUACAGAGAAACUACCAGGAAGAAAAUCUUGAGUCCGUAGGGAUGAAGCAGAAAUUCAAAACUAAGUUAGCAACCAUUGCCAUGACCCUUACUGACCGCCCUCUCAUUUGGCCUUAUCCCCUACUCUCUGGAACUACAAUUACCAUUCCUGUGUGCUGAGCUAUGACCGGGUAACUAGAUCACAAAUCCACUGGAAGAGUCAGGGAAUAAUGCAUAGUAAUAGCUCAGGACAUGUUUCUUAUUAGAAAUGAUGACAAGACAGGAAGUUAUAAUGGAAACCAGUGGGAAAAGAACAAAAUUUGUGAACCCUUGAUUUGCACUUGACUUUAGGGGAGGAUUUGUUGCUCAGGGAAUAGAAUUUGUAUUUGAGACAUAAGACAUAAGAAGUCUAUGUGAAGAGUUAUGUUGGCUUUUUUUA